Molecule: messenger RNA, 4751 nt
Organism: Eubalaena glacialis (North Atlantic right whale)
Lineage: Eukaryota; Metazoa; Chordata; Mammalia; Artiodactyla; Balaenidae
Gene: PDE8A
Product: phosphodiesterase 8A
Exons: 22
Coding region: 761-3283 (840 amino acids)
Biological process (GO): regulation of DNA-templated transcription; positive regulation of ERK1 and ERK2 cascade; cellular response to epidermal growth factor stimulus
Molecular function (GO): 3',5'-cyclic-AMP phosphodiesterase activity
Source: RefSeq, a predicted model, not a curated record
CGGAGCCGGAGCCGCUCCGCCCGCAGCUCCCGGGUGAGCGCCGCCGCUUCAGCGCUUCUCGACGGCACGGCUUCAGAUCCGACUGGAGCCGAGGUCUCUCCUUCCCUACCCGGGCGGACGCGGCCUCGCCGCCCCGACCGGCUUCUUCCGGCCCCUACCCCUCAACGGCGAGAGAUCUAGGCUAGCUUUCUCUGCCACCAGCCCUCGGACCAGGAGCAUUUAUUCGCAGGGCGGCAGGCGGAGCGGCGUGGGUGCCCGAGCCUCGAGAGUCGGCGGCUGCAGCGCCGCGGAUCGGGAACGGGGCCGUGAGCGGGCGCAGCAGGGAGCUCACCUCCCUCGGGGGUCGCGCCGCCCCACUGCGAGGGCGGCGGCGUCGCUCGCGCGGCGCGGACUCGCCUGCUUUCGGGUCGGGAGAGCUCAAAUCUCCUCCCCCAAAUUCCCCGGAAGCGCGGCGCAGCCGAGGCGAGCACGGCGAUGUGAGGGAAGCGGCCAGCGGCUCCCGCGUCAUGAAGGGCAUGUUCGGAGGGGCGGCCGCGGUGCGCUGCCCGCCCCACCGCCCCCUCCCCACCGCCGCAGCCGCUGCGCCCGCACCGCGAUAAAAGGGGCGGCCGCACUUCCUGGCACGAGACCCGCGCUCGCCGCCGCCCGCCCGCCCAGGCGGCGAUGAUAGGGCGGUCGCGGCGUCCGCGAGGCGCCGGGCUGGCCGUUUACUGACCGUUUCGCGGCUGCCCGCCAGCGUGUCGGCGGCGCCGCCGCCAGCAUGGGCUGUGCCCAGAGCAUCCACGCUUCCGAGAGCCGGGAGGUGUACCACGGCGGCAACGAGGCCGAGGACGCGCCCGGCCCCACGGCGACGCCGUUGCUGCCCGGCGGGCCGCGCCUCCCACCUGGUCAGACGACGGCCGCCUCGGCCCGGUCCUGCGGCUCCAGCCUCGUGGAGUCCGAGCCAAGCGGCGGCAGCGGCAGCGGCAACGGCAACACGGUAGCAGUAGCUGAUAUACAAUUUGGCCCCAUGAGAUUUCAUCCAGAUCAGCUCCAGGUACUUUUAGUGUUUCCCAAAGAAGAUAAGCAGUGUAAUGGAUUCUGUAGGGCAUGUGAAAAAGCAGGGUUUAAGUGUACAGUUAUCAAGGAGGCUCAGACGGCCCUUGCCUGUUUCCUGGACAAACAUCAUGACAUCAUCAUCAUUGACCACAGAAAUCCCCAACAGCUGGACGGGGAGGUGCUGUGCAGGUCUAUCAGAUCAUCAGAACUCUCAGAAAACACAGUUAUUGUUGGUGUGGUACGCAGGGUGGUUAGAGAAGAGUCAUCUGUAAUGUCCCUCAUUGAGGCUGGCUUUACAAGGAGGUAUGUAGAAAACCCCAGCGCCAUGGCCUGUUACAAUGAAGUGCUCCAGAUGGAGUUUGGAUUGGUGCGCCCACAGCUGAAACUCAGGGCUUGUAACUCAAUGUUCACUGCAUUAGAGAAAAGUCAAGAAGCAAUUGAAAUUACAAGUGAAGACCACAUUGUACAGUAUGCAAAUCCAGCAUUUGAAACAACAAUGGGCUAUGAGUCAGGUGAAUUAAUAGGGAAGGAUUUAGCAGAAGUGCCUGUAAAUGAAAAAAAGGCUGAUUUGCUCGAUACUAUAAAUUCAUGCAUCAGGAUAGGCAAGGAAUGGCAAGGAAUUUGCUCUGCCAAAGAGAAAAACGGAGAUAAUGUACAACAAAAUGUGAAGAUACUACCUGUCAUUGGACAGGGAGGAAAAAUUAGACACUAUGUGUCCAUUGUCAGAGCGUGCAAUGGCAACAAUAAGGCUACGAAAAUAGCUGAAUGUGUUCAGUCUGACACUCAGACAGAUAAUCAGUCAGGCAAACAUAACGACAGGAGAAAAAGCUCACUAGAUGUCAGAACUGCUGCCUCUCGAACAAGCAAAGUUUCCAGCCAGAGACGACGCUCCUCCAUGGCCCGGAUACAUUCCAUGAAGAUCGAGGCGCCCAUCACCAAGGCAAUCAAUAUCAUCAGUGCUGCCCAGGAAAGCAGUCCCAUGCCUGUGACAGAAGCCUUAGAUCGUGUGCUGGAAAUUCUAAGAACCACUGAAUUAUAUUCACCACAAUUUGAUGCUAAGGAUGAUGAUCCUCAUGCCAUUGACCUUGUUGGGGGCUUAAUGUCUGAUGUUUUUCGAAGACCAUCCAGGAAUGAGUAUGUUCUUUCAACAAAAAACCUUCAACAGGUUUCCAGCAGUGUAAUCACCCCCACCUCCCUUCACGACAUCCCAUCACAGAUAACUCAGGCCAUGGAAAAUGAGGAAUCCUGGGACUUUGAUAUUUUUGAACUGGAGGCUGCCACUCAUAAAAGGCCUUUGAUUUAUCUUGGUCUCAAAAUAUUUGCUCGCUUUGGAGUCUGUGAAGUCUUAAAAUGCUCUGAGACAACGCUGAGAUCGUGGAUGCAAAUUAUCGAAGCCAAUUAUCAUGCUUCUAACCCCUACCACAAUUCUACACAUUCUGCCGAUGUGCUUCACGCCACUGCCUAUUUUCUCUGCAAAGAGAGGAUAAAGCAAACUUUAGAUCCACUUGAUGAGGUCACUACCCUCAUUGCAGCCACUGUCCAUGACCUGGACCACCCCGGGAGAACCAACUCCUUCCUGUGCAAUGCUGGGAGCGAGCUGGCCAUUCUGUAUAACGACACUGCUGUGCUCGAGAGACACCACGCGGCCUUGGCCUUCCAGCUGACCACUGGUGAUGAUAAAUGCAACAUCUUUAAAAACAUGGAGAGGAAUGACUACCGGACGCUGCGCCAGAGUAUUAUCGACAUGGUCUUAGCCACAGAAAUGACAAAGCACUUUGAGCACGUCAACAAAUUUGUCAACAGCAUCAACAAGCCCUUGGCAGCAUUAGAGGAAGAUGGGGAAACUGAUAAAAAUCAAGAAGCCAUAAUCACUAUGCUCAGAACUCCAGACAACCGCAGUUUGAUCAAACGAAUGCUGAUUAAGUGUGCUGAUGUGUCCAAUCCCUGCCGACCCCUGGAGCAGUGCAUUGAGUGGGCCGCACGUAUCUCAGAAGAAUAUUUUUCUCAGACUGAUGAAGAGAAACGACAGGACUUGCCUGUGGUGAUGCCAGUUUUUGACAGAAAUACCUGCAGCAUCCCCAAAUCCCAAAUCUCUUUCAUUGACUACUUCAUCACAGACAUGUUUGCUGCUUGGGACGCCUUUGUAGACCUGCCUGAGUUAAUGCAGCAUCUUGACAACAAUUUUAAAUACUGGAAGGGACUGGACGAAAUGAAGCUGCGGAGCCUCCGCCCACCUCCUGAAUAGUGGGCGACACUGCCUGGGGCCCUGACACUGUGUCCCUCCAGUCACUUGGGAUUCCUGAGGGCAGUCAGAGUUCCGUGGUCCUUUCGUCCCCCGGUCUGCAGAGCCUGUAAGAGCACACAGGGACGUCAGCAACCUUCUGUAGCCACCAUCUGAUGCCAUUGCCAUAAAGUGAGACUUAGUCCACUCAAGGUACCUGGGCCUGCUGCGAGGGCUCUUCAGAAAGUCACGUGAGAACCACGGUUUGCAUUCAUGUCCGUUAAAACAUGAGCUCGGUGGGGCUUCCCUGGUGGUGCAGUGGUUGAGAAUCUGCCUGCCAAUGCAGGGGACACGGGUUCGAGCCCUGGUCUGGGAAGAUCCCACAUGCCGCGGAGCAACUAGGCCCGUGAGCCACAACUACUGAGCCUGCGCGUCUGGAGCCUGUGCUCCGCAACAAGAGAGGCCGUGACAGUGAGAGGCCCACACACCGCGAUGACGAGUGGCCCUCGCUUGCCGCAACUGGAGAAAGCCCUCGCACAGAAACGAAGACCCAACAAAGCCAAAAAUAAAUAAAUAAAUUUAAAAUGUCCCCAUUCCUCUACCUUUAAAAAAAAAAAAAAAAAUAACAUGAGCUCUGAGCUUGGGACUGCCCCCGCAAAGGAUGGUGAUGGAUUUCCUGCCAGUGACAGAGUGUCUUAUUGCAGUUUCUCUCAGUUAUGUUCAGCACUUAAGAACAGCUAAUGGCAAUCGGAUCUUUUUUCACAUCAUAGAAGGUGCAAUGACUUCUUUUUUAAAAUUGAACAGAAAAUGCAGACAAAGAAAUUUUGAAGUUGAUUAUUAAUAUCAAUUAUUAAAAUGUUUUAUUUAUUUUAUUAGAAGUUCAAUAUUUUCUAUGAAUUUAAAAAUACUUCAAAGCCAAAGCCAACUUUAAAUGCCAUGACCAAAUUUACAUGAUUCAUAUUCAUUAAAUAUGUAUUACUUCAUGUACAGACAUUUUCAUAAUGCAAAUUUAAAAUAUAAAAUGACACAUUUUUACUGCACUAUAGAAAUAUUUGUGUAUGUUAAACUUUUCGGAUUGAUGCUAAUUGGGAAAAGCUGUUUUGUGGGUGGGUCUGAUUCUAGAAGCACUCAACGAGAAGGGCUCCUGUACAGCAACCAGAGCUCAGAAACUGCUCUAGUUGUCUGACGGGCUCUGCAGGUGACUCCCCAAAGUGAAAGAAACUAGGACUUCACACUUUUUUCCUAAAAUUUUAUAAUUGAAUUUCCAAAAGUCUGCCUUAUUUUAUACAGUGUUUCUAUGAAAUAUUCUCCAUAAAAACAGAGAAAAUGCAGUAUUUAGUGAAUUGACAUUUUAUAACCAAUCUGUUUUCAUCUGCAUUUUGCUUCCUGAAAUUUAUAAAGGUUCUGUAUCUUCACAUUUUUAACAAAAGUAGUACCAUAAAAAAUGACACAUGAUGACAUGUCAAAGCGCUUGCCGUUUCCUUUUAAACUU